CGAUUGAUUAUUGUCCAAACGGAACCAUUUUCAAAAGACCUUGUCCCAAAGGAUUUUACUGUGAAAAUACACAUACCAUUGCUGCAUGUGAAUCCACUCAAUACUGUCCCGAAGGUUCCAUCACGUAUCAACUCUGUCCCAAAGGAUACUAUUGUCCCAACGCCACUGUGAAAAUUAUUUGUCCAGUCGGAUAUUUCUGCGCCCCAGGUUCGAUUCGUCCAAGUGAAUGUUCUUGGUUUUUAUCGUUGUGUCCUGAAGGCAGCAGUACGGAUCAAAUGACUGUUGGAGGAUUGAUCUUGUUUGGAAGUAUUUUGUUUUUAAUUUUCAUGAUCAAUGUCAUUUAUGAAAUUGCUUUCAAAUUGUAUGUGAAAAUUAGUGCCAAAUUAAGAAAAAAGAGACGAGAAUUGGGAGAAAAAUCAUCUCUAUUUUCAGCUAAACAGAGAAGAGAUUUAAUGACAUCUUCUAUGGCGACUGCAAGUUUUGUUCAAGACAAUUUCACUGUGGAUAUUGGAUUUGAAAAUUUGGGACUAAUUUUAAGAGGUUCAGGAAAGAAAGUCCUUCAUGGUGUGACGGGUGAAAUCAAACAUGGACAAUUGACAGCAGUGAUGGGUUUGUCAGGAUGUGGAAAAUCAACAUUCAUUACGACAUUGGCCAAUCGAGCAUAUUAUGGAACUCAAGUUGGAAAAGUUUUUGUGAAUGGAGUGGAGGAAAAAUUAUCAAAUUACAAUCGAAGAAUUGGAUUUGUACCUCAAGAUGAUAUCAUGAUUCCAACCAUGACAGUCGAAGAGACGUUGUACUUUUCUGCAAGAACUCGAUUGGACGCUAAAAAGUCGAGAAAGGAUAUUGAUGCCAUUGUGAAUGAUGUCAUUAAGGUAUUAAAUUUGGAAGAUGUGAGACAUUCAGUUAUUGGAGAUCAAGAGAAGAGAGGUAUUUCUGGAGGUCAACGUAAGAGAGUGAAUGUUGGUAUUGAAUUGGUCUCCUCUCCUCUUGUUCUCUUCCUAGAUGAACCCACCAGUGGUCUCGACAGUGCCAGUUCCAAAGAAGUUUGCGAAGCUCUUCAAAACAUUUCCAGAGCUGGCAUCAAUGUCAUUACAGUCAUCCAUCAACCUCGAUAUGAAAUUUUUACCAUGUUCGAUACUUUACUGCUUCUUGGAAAGGGUGGAAGAACCAUUUAUUUAGGACCUGUGGACCGAGUGGAAGAAUAUUUUGAAAAAGAAUUUGAAUUUGUGAAACCUAAUGGAAUUAAUUUGGCUGAUUUUGUUAUUGACAUCUCAGCAGGAAUGGUUGAAAAUGAAAAGUAUCCAAAUUUCGAUCCUCAUUCAUUGCCAGAAUAUUGGGAAGAGAGAAAACACAAAUAUGAUACCAAUGCUCGUGCAAGUUUGGGAAUUGGAGGUUUUCUUGAUAGAGACAACACGACAUCAACACCAUUGGUCAAUCCUUCUUCAAUGUCAACUUCGGUCAACUCAACCUCAACCACAGGUAAUGCAUUGAAUUAUUACAUGACAAAACCUCCACAAAUCAUGACACCCACUCCAAGAUCCAAACGAAAAUUCAUCAAUCCAAGACUUCCAUACUUUGCACAAUUUUGGAUGUGUUUCAAACGAAGUAUAGUCCAAUUGCUGAGAGGAUUACCAAGUCUCGUUCUCGAUUUUUCACUCAUCUUUCUAUGUGCUUCCUUUUUAGGGUUACUUUUUUACAAUAAGGUGUAUGUAGGUCCUCCUCCAUCAAAUGUCUAUGAGAAAUGUCCUGGAGAUUUACAAAAAGUUUGUAAACAACCUGCCGACGAUCCAAUUGCUACCAUUUCAGCAUUAAUGUCUCUUUCCAUGGCUUUGAUGGGAUCCAUGGCUGCCCUUCGAGUAUUUGGAAAAGAAUAUUUGAAUUUCUACAGAGAGAGUCAAACAGGUCUGAGUACUUUUUGUUACUUUUGGGCCAAGGAUAUGUCCAUGUUAAUUGUGAAUAUUUUUGCACCCAUUGUGUUCUUGACCAUUUACUACACGACAGUUGCACCACUCGCCUCCGUGUUGGAAUAUUACUAUGCAUUGCUUUUGGUGUAUUGGGCUUCGUAUGGAUUGGGUUAUUUCAUUAGUAUAAUUGUCAAACCAAAUGUUGCACAAUUGACAUCUGUAGUGAUUGUAUUCAUUUUCAAUGUGUUUAGCGGUUCUACAACUCCUCUUCCAACACUUCGUGACAUGUAUUUCCCGAUUAAUAUUUUCCCAGCUCUCUCCUAUUUGACAUACAGUCAUGAAAAUAUUUACCUUAUUGAACUUGAAAGAUAUAGACACUUGUAUAACACAACUACGAGUAUGGAAAAUAUGGGUUACAAGUGGGAUGAGUUGGGCCUUACAAUUGGCAUGGUAGUGGUAUUUGGAAUGCUUUUUAGAAUUGCUUCAUUCGUGGCUUUGGUUUGUGUGAAACCAUCAAGUUUGUUCAAUUUAGGCAUGUUUUCUUUUCAAAACUUUUUCUUGAACAAAGUUAGAGCCAUUAUGAAGAAGUUCAGAAAGCAGUAG
This is a messenger RNA of Naegleria lovaniensis, 2507 nucleotides long. RefSeq lists its product as uncharacterized. The record is from RefSeq and is a predicted model, not a curated record. Gene Ontology annotation, molecular function: ABC-type transporter activity; ATP hydrolysis activity; ATP binding. Lineage: Eukaryota; Heterolobosea; Eutetramitea; Acrasida; Naegleriidae. The transcript is spliced from 3 exons. The annotation marks the transcript as partial.